Messenger RNA from Mesorhabditis spiculigera, 1329 nucleotides. The record is from the annotation of a GenBank genome assembly. NCBI's taxonomy places the organism in Eukaryota, Metazoa, Nematoda, Chromadorea, Rhabditida, Rhabditidae.
AUGUCCGAGUGUUCCGAUGGGCUGCCAUCUCAUUUAGCCCCCAAUCGCCUUCCGUCUAUGAUAUUAAUAGCAUUAUGUUAUAGUCUGUGCCAUGCCGUUGUCCCACAACAAGCCAUAGUCAACCAGAUGCUAAAACCCUCAAUAUAUGACAAAUCUGUAAUGCCUGUUGAUGACGGCGAGACACUGGGGAUGAACAUCACGCUGAACUCGUUCAGAUUGUUGUCGAUGGAUCAAAAAGAGGAGUCCAUUCAAUUUCAACAGGAAUUUUUGAUGACCUGGAAAGACCGAAAUCUGGGGUGGAAUCGAAAGAACUUUUCGUAUGAUCUUGAGUGGGUCAAGGUAUCUGCGAACCAGAUCUGGACGCCGGAUGUCAUUUAUUAUUCUACUAUUGAAAUUGAGCGACUGUUGGAUGAAAACCAAUCUUACGCGGAUGUGAAAUACGAUGGUACGACGAGAUACUCUUACCCAGCUACAGUCACCACACCUUGUAAUUUACAACUUGAUAAUUUUCCUUAUGACGAGCAGACGUGCGAUCUGUUGCUUGGAUCUUGGAUUUUUGACGAUCACCAGAUUGAUACAAAUCCAACCGAAACAAAUUUGCAGCCCACAGGAAAAGUAGGGAGUCGGAGCUCCAUAAUUUUCACAGGAAAUUCCGAAUGGGAGCUUCUCGGGAUUACGGUUUCGAAUUACACGAUGGUAAUUCCAAGAGACGGAAAUUAUUCACUAAUCAAAUAUCAAGUACGAAUGAAGAGGAAGCCUGUCUAUUAUGUGAUGGUGAUCCAGAUGCCUACUCUUAUUAUCGGAACGCUAACUUUAUUUGGAAUGUUUACACCGUUUAGCCAGAGGAUGGAACGAUGGCAAAAGGUCGAGCUAGGUCUAAAUAUGCUAUUGGCUAUAUCCAUGAUGUUGAAUCUGGUUUCAAAUAUGAUGCCAAAGGCUGAGAGAUUACCAUUAUUAGGAAACUAUAUCAUAGCCGAGAUUUUCCUCUGCGCAAUCGGGACUGUAUUUGCGAUAAUACUGCUCGAAAUCCACGCGAGGGCUGAUCAACGGCAUUGGAGGCCGCCGGAUUGGUUAGUUGGAAAUGAGGCUAAUUUUAGAAUAUUGCCGAUUGCAUCUUCUGAAAAGGAUACUGGUGCGAUCGUGAUGAAGUUGGAAGCUGUAAAAACACAGUUGAGACAAACCCUCCACCUCGUUCGCCAAUAUAUGGAUCGUGGUAACGCCGAAAUGGAAUGGAAACAAUUAUGGACCCGCAUUUUCGACAGAAUCGACCUAGCCCUUCUAAUCCUGUUCCAAGCAGCCAAUAUAUGUGUCUCGGUGCUAUUCAUGCGA